AUGGCUACAUCUGAAGGAGCCCUGCCAGAACGGAGAAUGCGUACGCUUUCACCUAAGGCCUUUGAGCAUUACCAGGAGAAAUUAAAUAAUUAUAGAAGGUCAAUUGAACAGUGUUGGGAUGACAUUUGUGAUCAAAUUAAAGAUAUACCUUUUUUAGAAAGAAAUUAUGAAGGCCUGAAGGAUUUCCUGUCUAAAUUGAGUCAGAGGUGUGAAAAAUACAAACUUCUAUGUAAAGACUUGACAGAAUUUCUCGAAACAACACAUACAGAACACAGUCUUCAGCAGAAGGAAUUACUUGCGAACAAUGUUUGUGCAAACGAUAAUGUUAUACAAGAGAAGUUCUCAAUCCUUCAUGCCAUCAUUCAAGACAUUAAAAAAAAUCAGCCUGUGUUAACAGAUCAAUUGUCUGUCAAAUCAGUCGGCUCUAGGAAAAGUAACUCACCUAGGACAGCUUCAAUCGCUUCAAGUACUUCAAGUGCUACAAAAUCAAGAGCUAAAGCAGAAAAACUAAAAGCACAACUUCAGUAUUUACAAAGAGAAGCUGAACUUAAAAAACAGAGAGCAGCUAUUGAAGUGGAUUUAGAAGUCCUCUCUGCUGAAAAGGAGGCUGCAGCUGCUGAGGCAGAGGCUGAUGCUCUAGAUGGGUCAUAUGUUUUGUCAAACUCACAAAGGGGGUCUGUUGCCUCACUUCCUACAGAACAAUCAGCGGCACGCACUGAAAGGUACAUAAGUGACUUGUUAAACAAUGAGGUUCAGGACUCGAAGGUAAAGACUCUCGUUGAUCAUGAUCAUACAGGUUUAAAUCCUACUGCCCAAACAUUUGUCCCGCUCUAUCAACCUGAACGUUCUUAUCCAGUAGUACCUCCACCUCCAGUCACAGCAACGGAAAUCACUAAAUUACUUUUAAAGAAAGACUUACUGUUUGCAAGCCUAACACCGUUCAAUGAUAUGCCUGAAACAUAUCAAUCCUGGAAGUAUAGCUUCAAGUCUAAGAUGAGUGAACUAUCAGUUACUGCCUUAGAGGAAAUGGAUCUUCUCACCAAAUGGGCUGGACCAGGAUCAAAGGAACAAGUAAUCAAUAUGCGGUCAGCAUAUUUCAGUGAUCCCAGUCAAGGAAUACAGGAAAUUUGGGCAAGACUCGACGAGAGAUAUGGUGCCCCAGAAAGCAUUGAAGCCUCACUAAAGAAAAAACUGGAACUUCUUCCCAGGCUGUCAAACAAAGACACAAAGAAGUUAUAUGAGCUUUCUGACAUUUUAUUAGAAAUAAAAGCUGUGAAAUCUGACCCAAGAUAUAGUUCACUGUUGGCGUACUUUGAUUCUUCAACUGGUGUUACUCCUGUAGUCAACAAAUUGCCACACUACCUUCAGGAAAAGUGGACAAUGGCAGCUCAUAGGUACAUGGAGAGAAACAAUGUGAGUUAUCCGCCCUUUGUACAUUUCUGUGAGUUUAUUCGGGAACAGAGUAAAAUCAGGAACAACCCCAGUUUUCAGUAUGCUGCCUCACCAAACUCUACUGUGAAUGUUUCUACACAAAAUCAGAGGGAUCCUAAGCAGAAAGUCCACACAAGAAAAACAUCCUCAACCUUAAACGAGCCUUCAGAAACAUCGGAUAAAAUCAUCAGAGAUAUUACUGAGUUCUGUCCUCUCCACAAUAUGACGCAUUCAUUUCUCAAAUGUAAGAAGUUCAGCUCUAAACCUAUAGAUGUACGGAGGAAGUUUCUUCAGGAAAGAAAUCUUUGUUUCCGGUGUUGUUCUCCUGCACAUCAACGUCAUAACUGCAAAACAGUUGUUAAAUGUGAGGAAUGUGACAGUGAUAAACAUGUGACAAUAAUGCAUUACAAUGCUCAUAACCAAAAUGUAAAGACAGCCUGUACUCAAGUGUGUGGUGGGAAGUUUAGAGGAAGGUCAUGUGCCAAGGUCGUUCCAGUGAUGGUUUAUCAUAAAGAUAAUCCAGGUCAUGCUAUAAAGACUUAUGCCCUUAUCGAUGACCAGAGUAACAAGACUCUUGCCUCUUCAACAUUCUUCGACAAUUUCGCUGGUGCUUGUGAGUUUCCAGAAAUUCAGUAUUCACUGUCAUCUUGCUCAGGUGUUAGUGACACAUCGGGUAGGCGAGCAGAAGGUUUUAUCAUACAGAGUGUAGAUGCCACAGCUAAACAUGACUUGCCGGUAAUUACAGAGUGCAAUCAGAUCCCUGAUGAAAAGGAAGAAAUUCCAACCCCGGACGUCGCUUACAAUCACCCACAUCUUAGGGAUAUAGCCAGUGCUAUUCAGGAGUUUGACUCAAAUUGUCUCAUCACUCUUCUCAUAGGAAGGGACUUGGUGGAAGCUCACCAUGUCCACGAUCAAAGAAUUGGUCCGAAGGGUGCUCCCUAUGCUCAAAAACUUAGUUUGGGAUGGGUGAUCAUCGGAGAAACCUGCCUGGGGCGUGUUCACCGUCCAGAUUCCAAUGUAUCUGUGUAUAAAACUCGUAUCUUGAGUGAUGGACGUCCGUCAUCAUUACCUCCCUGCUGUAACGCGUUCACCCUACGUCUUGAGCCUAUGAGAGGAUCUGGUAGAAAAGAACCCUACGACUUGUUCGAGAAAGGUCCAGACAGUGAAAAACUUGGAAUGUCCAUUGAAGAUGGUCUGUUUAUGAAGUUAAUGGAGUCAGAGUUCAAAAGGGACGCGGAAGGUAAUCUAACUGCACCGCUACCAUUCCGGUCACCACGGCAACGAUUACCUAACAAUAGAGGACAAGCCUUAAAAAGAGCCAAGAUACUUCACGCCAGUUUGGAAAGAAAUCCUGUGAAGAAGGACCACUUUACCACCUUCAUGGAAGGGAUCAUCAAAAAUGGACAUGCGGAAGUUGCUGGUACACUAGACCCACAGGCGGAGUGUUGGUACCUUCCACUUUUUGGUGUAUACCAUCCUAAGAAAAAGGAUAAAAUCCGUGGUGUAUUUGACUCAUCUGCGGUGUACGAAGGAGUAUCCCUCAACAAUGUCCUCCUCAAAGGACCUGACCUCACAAACAGCCUGAUUGGCGUUUUGAUGAGAUUCCGACAGGGAGCUGUUGCCAUAAGCGGUGACAUUGAAAGCAUGUUUUAUUGCUUUUCUGUGCUCAAAGACCACCAGGACUUCUUGAGGUUUUUUUGGUAUAAGGAUAAUGAUCCUUCAAAACAGCUCAUUGAAUACCGUAUGCGUAAACAUGUAUUUGGUAAUCGACCCUCACCAGCUGUUGCUAACUUUGGGUUAAGGAAGGUUGUGGAGGAUGCCUCAGAUGACAUAAGGGAAUUUGUACAAAGGAACUUUUAUGUUGAUGAUGGAUUGACAUCCUGUGAUGACGUAGAUUCAGCAGUGUCUUUGAUGAAAAGAACACAACAGACUCUCAGUGCAAAUGGCAAGAUCAGGUUGCAUAAAAUUGCGUCAAAUAAUCAAGAGGUCCUUGAUGCUUUCAACUCUGAGGAUAUAGCAAAAGACAUAAGUGGUAUAGACAUACAGCAAGAACAAAUUCCUCUCCAGAGAAGUUUAGGUAUCCAGUGGGACCUCCGGAAUGACUCGUUCACCUUUCUGAUAGACUUUGAGGAUAAACCUUACACAAGACGAGGAGUUUUGGCUACUAUAAACAGCUUAUACGACCCAUUAGGCUUUGCCGCACCAGUCACUAUAAAAGGGAAGGUCUUGCUACGUAAUAUGAUGUCCUCUACCACUGACUGGGAUGAGGCUCUAUCUACAGAUUUCAAAUCAGAUUGGGAAAUGUGGCAGCGGAGCUUACGUGACCUGGAAUCUGUGAAAAUUCCCAGAGCCUACAAUGUCAUCAGAAAGGAGGAGGUUGUGGAACGAGGCUUUCACGUCUUUUGUGAUGCAUCAGAAAAUGCUGUAGCUGCUGUCGCAUACCUUAGGGUAAAAAAUUCUGAAAACAAUAUCCAUGUUGGAUUUGUACUAGGGAAAACCAGAGUAGCUCCAAAACAGGGCCAUACCAUACCUCGCCUGGAGUUAUGCGCCGCGUCGUUAGCCAUAGAAGUAGCGGAAAUAGUGUCUCAGGAACUAGACAUACCUCCUAAGAGCAUCACCUAUUACACUGAUAGUAAAGUGGUACUUGGCUACCUCAACAACAAAACAAGAAGGUUCUACGUAUACGUCACCAAUCGCGUUGAAAGGAUUUUGAAGUUCUCUGAACCUCACCAGUGGCAUUAUGUACGUACCAGUGACAACCCAGCAGAUCAUGGAACCCGCUUUGUUCCAUCAGCUUUACUAGCGGAUUGCUCCUGGAUUAUGGGACCUGAGCUUCUCUUCUCCAAUCUGCUGGGGCGUGAGAAUUCCAUCCAAUUUGAUCUCAUCGAUCCUCAACAGGACAAAGAAGUACGGCCUGAACAGAUCUGUACAAAGAAGUCCAGCCUAGUUGAUGUACCGAGACAGAAAACAUGGCUUACUGCUGAAAAAAUUGAAAGGUUCUCUUCAUUGUCUAGUAUUGUACGAGCCAUAUCGUUUCUUCAAAACUUUGCUGCUGGAUCGCAGUCUAACAGUACAAACAACAAGCAUGCAGAAACUCUCAUUAUACGCCAGGUACAAAAGGAUAUCUACGGCAAAGACUUAGAGUGUCUUGUCAAAGGAAGACCUCUUAACCGUGACAGCUCCCUGCUUUCUCUAUCACCAGUUCUUAACAAGGACAAUCUGUUAUGUGUUGGAGGGAGAUUGAAGAGAGCAGACAUUCCUGUUCAAAUGAAAAGUCCCAUUUUGAUACCUGGGAAACACCAUCUCGCCACCUUGCUUGUUCGCCAUUAUCAUGAGAAAGUAUGUCACCAAGGACGUCACCUAACAGAAGGUGCUGUACGAGAAGCAGGCUAUUGGGUUACAGGUGGGAAGCGUCUCAUCUCAUCCAUCAUCCACUCUUGUGUUACAUGCCGUAAGUCCAGGGGUAAGCUUGGAGUUCAAAAGAUGUCUGACCUACCUACAGAGAGACUCGAACCAGGACCUCCAUUUACCUCGGUUGGUGUAGACUGCUUUGGACCAUGGCAGAUAGUCACACGAAAGACAAGAGGCGGUCAGGCAAAUAGCAAGAGAUGGGCAGUCCUAUUUACCUGUCUUACUUCAAGGGCGGUGCACAUUGAAGUAAUAGAGGAGAUGAGCACUUCAUCUUUCAUUAAUGCCCUUCGCCGGUUCAUAUCCAUCAGAGGAAAGGUAAAAAUUUUCAGGUCUGACAGGGGCACCAACUUUGUUGGAUCUAUGGAAAAGUUAGGUGGAAUCAACGUGGAAAAUGAUGCUGUCAGGAAAUUUCUCCUCGAGGAUGGCUGUAAAUGGAUCUUCAAUCCCCCGCAUGCCUCCCAUAUGGGGGGUGUGUGGGAACGAAUGAUCGGGGUUGCCAGAAGAAUCCUGGAUGCUUUACUACUUGAUAGUAGACGGGGAGUUCUCACUCAUGAAGUUCUUACUACCUUUCUCGCCGAAGUGACAGCGAUUGUCAAUUCACGACCACUGGUACCACUGAGUUCUGAUCCUCAAGAUCCCUAUCCUCUCAGUCCAUCUCUCAUCCUAACUCACAAGAGUGAUUCAAUCACUGAUAUCGUCAUUACAGCUGACAUUAGAAACAUGUAUAGAGCCCAAUGGAAGAUGGUUCAGUGUUUAUCUGAUAUGUUCUGGAAAAAAUGGAGGAUGGAAUUCCUACAAAGUUUACAAGAACGACGAAAAUGGAACAAAGAUCAGAGGAACAUUCGUGUUUCAGAUGUUGUCUUGUUAAGAGACAAGAUGUGCGCCCGUAACUACUGGCCGAUGGGCAUUAUUACUGAAGUGUUUCCCAGUGAGGAUGGCAAAAUUCGUACAGCAGAGGUUCGUGUGAUGUCACCUAAAGGAACACCAUCCAACUACACUCGUCCUAUUAGCGAACUGGUCCUUUUACUGGAGACUGAUAAUGAGUGACACUUGGUAUUUAAUGUGUGGUUCACAUUAGGUUUAUUUGAACUUUGAAGUCCAAAAUGACAAUCAGUAUUUAGAUUUUUCACCUUUGGCUUUGACAUGUACUUAAUUUUGUUAUAUGUUUUUUGUGAUAUCUAGGCAAGAUAUCAGGAGGGGAGUGUUCUGUGACCAGAUUCUGGAUCUCUCACUACUUUGAUAUUUAGUCUUUAGAGAUCUCCCUCAAGAGUUAUCGUUCCUGACUAUCAAUACUUGGAACUCUUUUAUUUGUAAGGUAGUUUUUGACAUACAUUGCAACAUGUGCUGUUCAGCCAGCUUCGAAAAUGAUACCUGGUACCCUGGCAAACCAAAAUUCUUCACUGUCGGAUUGUCGGAUUGUCGGAUAUGAAGGACAAUAAAAUCUUACUGUCAACGAGACAUUAUGUGUUCGUCUCUAAUUGUGGUGACAGUAUAAUUACUUUCA
This is a messenger RNA of Pecten maximus, 6346 nucleotides long. RefSeq lists its product as uncharacterized. The record is from RefSeq and is a predicted model, not a curated record. Gene Ontology annotation, molecular function: nucleic acid binding. The transcript is spliced from 2 exons. Gene Ontology annotation, biological process: DNA integration. The coding region runs from base 1 to 5889 and encodes 1962 amino acids. NCBI's taxonomy places the organism in Eukaryota, Metazoa, Mollusca, Bivalvia, Pectinida, Pectinidae.